Pomacea canaliculata is the source of this 1207-nucleotide messenger RNA. Its product is annotated as WW domain-binding protein 4-like. The transcript is spliced from 9 exons. Bases 35 to 1084 code for a protein of 349 amino acids. Gene Ontology annotation, molecular function: zinc ion binding; RNA binding; protein binding. Gene Ontology annotation, biological process: mRNA splicing, via spliceosome. NCBI's taxonomy places the organism in Eukaryota, Metazoa, Mollusca, Gastropoda, Architaenioglossa, Ampullariidae. The record is from RefSeq and is a predicted model, not a curated record. Gene Ontology annotation, cellular component: precatalytic spliceosome; nucleus.
AUAUGCCUUAUUAAAGUAUUCCUCAAACCUGCGCAUGCUUGCAAAUGUAAACUUCCGACAGCGUGCAGGCGCUACAUUGUAUUAUAGUGAAACUGUUUUUUCGAAGGCAGUCGUAGUUCAGAUAAUGGCAGAUUAUUGGAAAUCUCAACCAAAGAAGUUUUGUGAAUUUUGCAAAUGUUGGAUUGCAGACAAUAAACCAAGUGUUGAAUUUCACGAGAAAGGCAAAAGGCAUAGGGAGAAUGUACAGAAAAAAAUUGAUGAGAUGCGAAAGAGGAGUGCAGAAAAAGCAAAGGAGCAGGAAGAACUGGAUGAAGGAAUGGCACAAAUGGAAAAAGCAGCAUUAGAGGCCUUCAAGAAGGACCUUGCAAAUGACAGUUCCCUUGCAGAACAGUAUGGAGUUAAAUUAAAAUCUACAGAGGAAAAAGGAAAAACAGAAGACUCUACAAAGGGGUCUUCUAAAACAGAAGACUCUACAAAGGGAUCUUCUAAAGGGGAAUUAGACAACACUAAAACAACUAUAGUACCAGCCAAAGGGAGGGAGUGGUUUGAAGCCAAGUCGCCAGAAGGAUAUUCAUAUUAUUGGAAUGUCAGCACAAAUGAAACUAAAUGGGAACCCCCAGACGACUAUGUUUCACUAGCUGAGCAAGAGGAGCAGAUAACAACAGAUGACUCAUUAGAUAACUCAGAAAAGGAUCAAAGCUCUGAGGAAUGCAGCAAAGAAUCUCCACAAGAAUUAGAAGAUGGUGACUCCUGUGAACCUCCACAGAAAACACUACGUGUGGAUAUUGGGUCCAGAUCAGCAUACGGUGCAUGGGAGACUGUUGAAAAAGAACCGUUGCCAGAACUUGAGUUACCUGGUGAAGAAUUGCCAGGGGAAGAAUUACCAGUUGAAGAAUUACCUGUUGAAGAUAUUCCUCUUCCUGGAGAGAUUCCUGAUCUUGUUGAAAAGCCAGCAACAAAAAUAGAUAAAUUUAAAGAAAAAGUGGUGCCUUCUCUUGGAGGUACAUCAGAUGGAGCAGUUGAAUUUAAAAAACGUAAAAUAACCUCUGGUGCUCGAAAUAUGAGGCAGAGAGAUGAUGAUUAAUGUAGCCAGUGUUAGCAAAACAACACCAUUUUGUUGAUGGGUAAAGGAAAGAAAUGCAGGUGUGUUAAAACUGUGUGAUCACAAUAAGAAUGCUGCUCAGCAUGUUCACUGAGCUGAAGGUUG